Messenger RNA from Nerophis ophidion (straightnose pipefish), 345 nucleotides. Its product is annotated as cAMP-regulated phosphoprotein 19-like. Gene Ontology annotation, cellular component: cytoplasm. NCBI's taxonomy places the organism in Eukaryota, Metazoa, Chordata, Actinopteri, Syngnathiformes, Syngnathidae. The record is from RefSeq and is a predicted model, not a curated record. The coding region runs from base 1 to 342 and encodes 113 amino acids. Gene Ontology annotation, molecular function: protein phosphatase inhibitor activity. The transcript has a single exon.
AUGUCAGAGUUGGCCGAAGGAGCCAUGACUAUGGAAGAAGAGCGGGAAAUGGAUGACAAAGUUGUCAGUACAGAGAAAGCAGAAGAAGCCAAGAUAAAGGUCAUGCAUCCCAAUCUUGGAGCUAGACCGGGAGGUUCAGAUUUUCUGAGAAAACGACUUCAGAAAGGGCUAAAGUAUUUUGAUUCUGGUGAUUACAACAUGGCCAAGGCCAAAAUGAAGAAUAAACCCUUGCCAUCAGCCCCAACAGAGAAGGCUCAGAUCACAGGUGGUCACAUCCCGACACCUCAGGACCUGCCUCAGAGAAAGACCUAUAUUGCGACAAGCAAACUGGCUGAGAGAUGAGUG